AUGGCACUACGAUUAAAAAAGGACAUCAAGAAGGCCUCGUACUACGUGUGGUUUCUGGGUGCUCAAGAAUCGCGCGGACUUCGUGGCGAGGAAUUCGCUUUGCCAGCCAUAAGGCUUCUCGAGGAGCGAGCGAGGGACUUGGAGCCCUUUAAAGUUACCCUACAGGUCUCCCACAAAGGCCUGAAGAUCAUCCAGAAUGUGACGGCGAAGGGGAAGCAGCAAACUAUCAAACACUUCAUACCUCAUGGCAGCAUCACGAGCGCCGUGGUGCAGGGAGAUGUGGUGGCGUGCGUGCUACUGCUGUACAACCCUAUAACGGGCUGCCCCGUUCACGUCCACGCAUACAGAUGCGACUCCGACCACACCGCCGAGAUGCUGUACACGCACCUCCAGGCGCUGAUAGAGCGUCCCGAGAACCAGAAGAAGUUCGCCGACAUAGAGAGGAAGCUGCAGAUGCGGGGCGCUCUGCCCUCCAAGAAGCCGCCAGACUCCUCUCUCGGCAGCGAGGUCUCACGCGAGUCCGAUUCGGGGAGCACCGAGGAGAGGUGCGUCGCCAAUCUGUACGACAGCCUGGCGGCAGAGUUGAAACAGAAGCUUUCAACAGGUAAAAAGGGACUAGGAAAGAGUCCAAUUCUGCUACCACCGCGUGAUUACGACACGGUGCACCGCCAGAAGGGCAACCUCAGCAACAUCGACACGCGCCGCUGCCUCAACCAGAACAUCGUGGGUGUGAACGCCAGGCGCAAGCUGGAGUCAUCUGGUGGCAGCUCGGGUAUCGGCAGCGACUUGGCACCCUCGCCGGAGAGGAACGACUACACGCGGCAACACGACAACCACAGCACCAGCGAGGAAGACUGGGCGGAGAGUACGGCGUACUUAAUGCACGAGGCGUUCGACGCGUCGCCGCCCCGCAGGGCGCAGUCGCCUAGGCGCGCCUCCCCCCCGCGCUGUGCGUCGCCCCCGCGCCGCGCCCUCUCCCCACGCGCCUACGACCGCGCCCCCGCCUACAACGAGGAGUUCGCCGAGCCCUACCGCGACCAGCUCGCCCCCUUCAGGGACGCGACCUUCGAGCGCCGCUUCCGCCACGAGUCGCUCGAGCGCGUCGCCAAAGAGAAGCCGGACAAGUUCUUGGAGGAGACGCCCGGCUACAGGAGACGGUACGUGGCCGACGCGAAGCCCUCAAACCGUAGCAUCGACCGGGUGGAAGAGCGGCGCUUCGGGAAACUGCAACGCGGCGCAAGCGAGGGCAGCCUGAAGCUCGCCGAGACCUCACCCAAGGACCGCUUCAACGUCGCCAAGGAGAAGUUCAUGAAUCUGGAGCGGGAGAGGUUCAACCGGGAGUUGGAACAGCACAUGGCCAUGCGGAGGAGCAUGCUAGAGAGGAACAGUCGCUCGACCUCCUCCCCGGAGGAGGAGAGGCGGGACGAGCGUCAGGAGCGCCACCGCGACAUCAGCUCCCGCCGGGAGCCGGAGCGUUCGCACCGCGAUAUCGACCGCCCCAGGGAGCACAGGGAACCGGAGCGGCGCAAGGAUGUAGAGCGCGUGCGGGAUAUCGACACGACCGAUGUCGGGCACAGGGAGAUCGAGCGGCUCCCCCGCGUUGGCCGAAAGCGCGACGACCCCAAGCGCUACGAGUACGGGGCGGAGGAUUACCUCAGCAGGGUCGAGCCGAAGCCGCACAGGGACGAGUUCGACCGGUACCGGGAGCGGCGGGAGCUCGACCGGCGCAUCGACGAGGACGAGGUCAUCGAACCCGUGAUGGAGGACAGGCGGCGCGAGUGGACGGACAGGCAGCGCGCGUUCAGCCGCUCGCGGCUGCUCGACGAGCAGCGCCAGUCGUACGCUGACGGCGACAGGGACAGGUACUACGACAGGGAGUACAGGGAGUUCCGCGAGCUCGCCGACCGGCAGCCGACCAAGUUCCGCCACAGCUACGCGGAACCGAUACCCAGGGGCCGCUUGGGCACGGUUAGGCCGUAC
Molecule: messenger RNA, 1980 nt
Organism: Iphiclides podalirius (scarce swallowtail)
Lineage: Eukaryota; Metazoa; Arthropoda; Insecta; Lepidoptera; Papilionidae
Source: the annotation of a GenBank genome assembly